AUGUCAAAUACUUGUUUAAAUAUUCAAGUUGAAACACAAAAUAUUCAAUCCAUUAAAGAUUUUCUAUGCAAUCUCUCAUUAAUUAGACAAUCAUUGCAAUAUUUCAAUGAAAAUAUUAAAUUGAACUCUAACAAUAAUCAUCAUCAAUUCAUUGAUUUUAGAAUUUUAAUUAAUGAUCAACAAGAAAAUAAUAUCGGAACUUUUAAAAAUAUUCAUUUAUAUAAAGAAUAUUAUUCUGAAAUAUUAACCAAUGUAAAUGAUUAUUAUAAAUAUGAAUUUAAUGUUGUAAUGCCACAAUAUAAUAAUACUAUUAAUAACAAUACUAUUAAUAAUGAAAAAGUAUUAUUAUUGAAUAAUAAUGAAAAUCAAUGGAUUAAAUUUAAAAGAAAUUUACAAAAUGAAAUAAUUUGUGAAAAUAACGUAUUAAAUAGAAUUGAAAUAUUACCUGAAUGUAAUAUUUCACAUUCUUUAAAUGAAUUUGAUUUAAUAUUUAAUAAUAGUCAAGUAAUUUCAUCUGUGGAAGAAAAUUAUAGAAAAUUUAAUGUUGUUUGUUUGGGUGGAACAUUUGAUCGUUUACAUUUAGGUCAUAAAAUUUUAUUAACACAAGCUCUAUUACUUUAUAAAGAAAAUAAUCAAAAUGAUGGAAAGAAACAUGAAAUUCAAAUUGGAGUUUCUAUUGAUGGAUUAUUGAAGAAUAAGAAAUUGAAAGAAUUAAUUCAAUCUUAUGAAUUGAGAAGAGAUAAUGUUUUGAAAUCAAUUGCUAAAAUUAAUCCAUCUAUGGAUAUGUCUCAAAUUAAUAUAUUUCCACUUCCAGAACCUUGGGGACCAAUUGCAACUGAUCCACAAUUGGAAGUUUUAGUUGUCAGUGAUGAAACAUUGAAUGGAGCCAAGAAGGGAAAUGAAAUUAGAAAGAAUGAAAAGAAUUUCCCAAUGUAUGAAAUUGUUUGCAUUCCACUUUUACUUCCUCGUUCAGAAGCAGCAACUGAAUCCAUUAAAUUGAGUAGUUCACAACUACGUGAAUUGGAUAAUCAACAAUUGAAUAAUCAAUAA
Molecule: messenger RNA, 1050 nt
Organism: Naegleria gruberi
Lineage: Eukaryota; Heterolobosea; Eutetramitea; Acrasida; Naegleriidae
Exons: 3
Coding region: 1-1050 (349 amino acids)
Biological process (GO): coenzyme A biosynthetic process
Molecular function (GO): dephospho-CoA kinase activity
Source: RefSeq, a predicted model, not a curated record